AUGCUGAAUACACUGAUCACCUGUCUACUCCUUGUCCCUCGUCUUUAUGCAGAGAUCUCUACACCGGACUCCACAUUAAAGGCAGCUAAUCUUGAAGACUCCUCGAAUGUCACAACACUUCCACUGUUUGAUCUCGAUGAACAACUGUCAAAAAUCAAUAAUUCUUGCUUACCCCGAACGGACUAUAAGCAACUAUCGAGUGAUUUCGUCACCGGUCCCAUUGCUAACAGAUACAACCGCCAGCUGCUCGAAAAAGCUCAUCGAGCUAUUGGACUCAGGGAAUUGCGUGCCGUUCUGGGAUUUUACAUAUCCGUUGAGUGGACUAACGAAUAUCAGCCAAGCGAUAAAGAUUUCACAGACGACCUAACAAUUGAGAAGUACUAUGAGUUUAUCGAGUCAGAAAAGAGACAUGUCAGCAGAACCAGCAGUUAUUUCCACGAGUCGCAAUUCCUUUCGGGUAUCGAAUUUUUGGACAAACACUUGCCAGCUGUUCGCAAUGUUUAUCGGCGGUAUUUUGAAGGGAUUCGUCGUCAUCCAGAUCCAAGAAUGACUAGCUACGAUCUAGGCCAGAUGCUUAAAAAAUAUGAUGUCAUUAGUGGCCGAGUGUACCACGCAAUCAGAGGAGUUGUGGACAAACAGGAAUUCGAUCUUUGCAGUGGAACAGAGUUAAAGGAGAAUGACGAGAAGGGGAAUUUACAAGAAAGUUUGAGUAUUGAUCAGUUGUAA
Caenorhabditis remanei is the source of this 726-nucleotide messenger RNA. RefSeq lists its product as uncharacterized. The transcript has 2 exons. The record is from RefSeq and is a predicted model, not a curated record. Bases 1 to 726 code for a protein of 241 amino acids. NCBI's taxonomy places the organism in Eukaryota, Metazoa, Nematoda, Chromadorea, Rhabditida, Rhabditidae.